Molecule: messenger RNA, 2534 nt
Organism: Asparagus officinalis (garden asparagus)
Lineage: Eukaryota; Viridiplantae; Streptophyta; Magnoliopsida; Asparagales; Asparagaceae
Product: pentatricopeptide repeat-containing protein At5g66631
Exons: 2
Coding region: 247-1503 (418 amino acids)
Molecular function (GO): protein binding
Source: RefSeq, a predicted model, not a curated record
CGCGCACUCCGAGAUCUGGACCGAGAUCAUGUCCGCGCGCCGCCGCCGCCAACCGCCACGCUUGCACUGAAGCAUACAUCUCAUCAUCAAUCUCCACGGCGUCCAUGAGAUUGGAUUCGGCGGCGGUGGAGACUUUUCUGGGAUGAUCGCGCGAUGGAGCGAACCCUAACUCGAGGACUUACACGGUGAUCAUCGAAUCAUUUGGUUAGGUCGGGAAUCUUGAACCGGCGGUGAGAGAUUUUCAGGAUGUUGCCGAUGAUGAGGACCCGGCGAACUUCGAAGCAGUAUAACGUUCUCGCUGAAGCUUUAUCGGCAUUGGAUCGGUUCGAUGAGCUUGAUUCAUUGGUUAAAGAGAUGAAAUCUGAUGGGAUUCUCGCUGGUCGAACGAUGCGUGAAUCCAUCGCGAAGCUUAGAUCCGCCGGUUUCGUCGAAUCCACUGACGAAUACGUCGAUGAAUUGGCUCCGAAUGCAAAGAUUGGGUGUGUCGUUGAUGAAUCCGAUGAAGAAACCGAUGAUGAUGAUGAUGAAGCGGGGGAUGAGAUUACCGUGAGUGACCGGAUCCGGUUAAAACCAUGGUUGGAUCCGAUAUCACUAACUCGAGCCCUUAACGGGUGGGACCCGUCAGAGGUGAAGGCGCUCGAAUCGGCCGGAUUCGUCUGGACGCCGCGCUUGGUAUGCAAAAUCCUCCGGUCAUUCAGAAAACCCGAACCCGCAUGGGAGUUCUUCUGUUGGGUCUCGUACCAACCGGGUGACUUCACCCACAACCCGCAAACCGUAUCCAGAAUGAUCGCCACCCUUGCCCGAUCGGGUCAUGUCGAGUUAAUCGAGAGACUGCUCUCUAAAUUAAAAUCCGAACAAAUCUUGCUCCCGUUCGCUACUAUUAGGUUAGCUAUCGACUUCUACGGGUUAUCGAAGAAACCCGAACCCGCCAUCAAACUCUACCGCAGUGCGGAGUCAAUUUGCGGCCCGUUAACCCAAACGAACCGGGUGUUACUGUGUUCUUCCUUGCUACGAACCGUUGUCAAGUGUAGGAGGAAGUACGAGGCAAUGGAGUUGCUAGAGGAGAUGAUGGGUGAUGGGGUCUUAUUGGAUAUCCAAACGUUCUCGGGUUUGAUGCAGUUUUUUGCCGAGGAGGGAGAUUUGAAGAGUGUGCACAAGUUAUUUGGGCUUGUGAGGCAAUGUGGGCUCGAGCCCGAUGGGUACAUGUACCGUGUUUUGAUCCGGGCUUAUUGUAAGAAUGAGCGAGCCGUGCUGGGCUUGAGAGUGUUUGAGGAGAUGAGGAGUUUGGGCUUAGUUCUUGACCGGGGGACGAAGGGGUUGCUUGUGAAGAGCUUGUGGAAGGAGGGGAAACUACGGGAGGCGGCCGCGGUGGAGGAGAGGUUCGAGGGGUUGGGGGAGAGGAUUCCAACGGUUUUGCCGGGGCAUGUUUGGACGGUGAGCGAGGCAGAUUUCCGGAGGGUUUGUGAUAUUUAUUCCGGUUGUUUUAAGAGAGGGGAGAGUUGAAAUUGGAAAAUUGAGAGAUUGCUUGUGUAUAUCGUGGUCCAAAAGCGGUCUAUCUGAUAUCAAUGCAAAGCAAGGGCAAGCAAUUCUCCGAAAUUGUGACUGGAAGUCUGGAAUUGUAACUUAUAAAUGGAGGGAUUUUGAGUUGUCUACUGUCACCGAGGAAUGUUCGGUUGCUUUCUGCAAUUUUUUGUCAAUUCCCUCUUUUGUGGUAUCAAAAUACUUGCAAAGAAGAGAGUACUUUUUGCUAUAAUUAACUGAGAUGAAUGCGUUUGUUACUGAGAGUUAGCCGAUGUUUCAUGAGACCCGCCUCUUGUCUGAGAUCUGUUGUGAGCUGCACUGCGCAAUUUUCUCAACGUGCAUCUAGUCAUUGCUUUGCUUCCCCAGUUUAGCAGGGGUGAUAGCAGAAAAUUGAUAAUGAUGACGCAAGUAUGUCGACAUUCUGUCGACGUCAAUCAAAACAGCUUAUUUCAAGGGUAGCAAUGCAAUUUAAAAAAAAAAAAAAUAGAAAAACAAAAUCCAUUCUAAUGCAGAGCAAGUUCUCCCACCUGCUUUGCCCUGGCUUUCCUCUGAAUCCUGGGGUCUUCGACGAUGCUCGCCUCCUUCGUUAGCUGCCUCGUCAAAUUUCUCAAGGUUCAAAGGGAAGGAGGGGUCUCGAUACGAGCCUUUCGAUGCACGUGAUAUCUUUUGAGUUACUUUGGGUCUCCUCGGACCACCUCUUGCGACGAGUAACUCGUAUUUCUUGGUAAUUACUGGGUGAAAUAUGAAUUGCUCGUGCUGCUGAAACAGUAAACAGGGGAUGCCGGAAGUCGUUGGGUUUCAUAUUUUAAUCCGUGGACGCUAUGGGCCAGGAAGCAAUACCAAUCAAGGAUGCGUAUACAUGGCCCAAUGACAGGCCAUGGGCAGCCCAUGUGGCCCAGCAACCGGUAACAUCACCGCGGUCUUCUUGACUUCAAGGGUUUCGCUCCGCAGCAGAUACCCGAGCGGUAACCAGAACUCACUAAUAUCGAUCUCAUUGCGUUUAUACGAUCCAG